Messenger RNA from Symbiodinium pilosum, 1596 nucleotides. Lineage: Eukaryota; Dinophyceae; Suessiales; Symbiodiniaceae. The record is from the annotation of a GenBank genome assembly.
GAGUCGUCCAGUUCGCCCAAGAAGGCGCCACUUCUCCGCUCCAAAGACAAGGAGAAGGAAGAGGAGGAGGACCGCCGGCGCAGGGAGAGUGCCGCCGCCGCGGCGGCAGCCAAAGCAGCUGAAGCUCAGAAGAGUCGAAAGGCAAAGAAGCAGCAAAGCGAGGACAAGCCUCGACGUGAUGCAAGCACAGCAAAAGCAAGGAAUGGCGAAGCCGAGGAGAAGGAGAAGAGGAAGGCAAGGGAAAAGGAGCAGGAAAAGGAGCAGACUCCAAAGAAGAAAAAGGCAAAGGACCUGGAGCCGCUGAACAAGGAUGUGAUCAGCAAAGAUGGAAGUACAAAGGUGAGGGCGCCCUCAGCAGCCAAGGAGGAAGCUCGAAACGAUGACAGGAAGAAGGAUAAGCGAGACGAGAAGCGUCGACGCAAAGAGGAGAAGGAAGCCGCUGAUCGCGAGGCCAGGAAAAGGGAAGAGCAGGAUCGGGUUGCAAAGCAGCAGAAGGAGAAGGAGCGCGAAGAGGCCAAGAAGCGUGAGGAGCAGGAAAGGCGCGAACGAGAGCGCAAGGAGGAGGAGCGACGACGAGAGCGCGAGCAAGAGGAGGAAAGAAGGCGGGAGAAGGAGCGUGAAGAAGAGCGCAGACGCGAGAAAGAGCGCGAGGAAGCAAGGCGGCGUGAGAAGGAGAGGGAGGAGGAGCUCAGGCGCGAGCGCGAACGUGAGGAGGAGAAAAGACGAGAAAAAGAGCGAGCAGAGCGUGAGCAGGAGAGGAGGCGAGAGCAGGAGCGCGAGGCAGAGAGGAAGCGUGAAAGGGAAAGGGAAGAGGAGAGGAAGCGCGAAAAGGAAAGGGAGGAGGAGAAACGAAGAGACAGGGAGCGUGAGGAGGAGCGCCGAAGAGAAAAGGAGCGCGAACAGAAACGACGCGACAAAGAGCGCGAAGAGGACAGGAGAAAAGACAGAGACAGGGAGGAGGAAAGGAGGCGAGACAAAGAACGUGAAGAUGACCGUAGACGAGACAAAGACCGGGAAGAGGAAAAAAGGCGGGAAAAGGAUCGUGAUGACGAGAGGCGUCGAGACCGGGAUCGUGAGGAUGACCGGAGACGGGAGUCAGGCCGCGAUGACAGGCGCCGAGAUAAAGAUAGAGAGGAGGAUCGCCGCCGCGACAAGGAGCGAGAUGGUGAUCACAAACGGGAGAGAGACCGCCAGGAUGAAAAGCAUGACAAGGAUCGUGACAAAGAUCGCGACAAGGACCAUCGAGACAAGCAGCGCGAGAAGGACAGAGGCCGUGAAAGGGAGCGGUCUCGUGACCGGGAUGACCGCGAGAGAGAUCGCGACCGUGACAGGCACGCUAGGGAUCGUGAUGGUCGAGACAAAGAACGAUCCAAGCCCAGAGAACGCGAACGUUCGAGGCAGAGAGACCGGGAAAGAUCAAAGCAAAGGGAGCGUGAAAGAGAAAGAGACCGGGACCACGACCGCGACAGGAACCGCCAGAAAGCCGGGGGCUCAGUCAUGUGUCGAGCUAGCCACAUGGUCGGCACGUUUCAUCAAUGCUGCGAGGGUUUGAAGAGGGCUCAGCCGUGGUUCAAGCGAGCAUGUGAGACUCAGUAG